UUUCUUACUCUUCAACUUCAUAUAAAAAUAUUUUAAACAUUUGCGGUACUUGUCCUCAUAAUAGUGACAUUUCCUCAUUCUAAGUAGUUAAAUCACUUGGAUUCAGAGGGCUUAUUUAAACAUUUGGGUUGUGUUUGGAUUUAGGAUUUGAGGUUGAUAUGUGGAGGGAAUGAGAAAAGUUUCCCUCCACAAAUUCCUUCCCAACUCCAACUCCAACUCCAACUCCAACUCCAACUCCAAACACAAACAGAAACUUGAUUCUUUAAUUUUCUCUUUCAGGAACUCCUUGUUAUUGGGCAAUGAAGGGUUACAGCAAAAACCAAAUGUUUCUGGUACUAUGUUCAAUUUUCUUGGCAGCUAGCACGAUUGAGGCUUCAUCUUACGACUACUCUGCAAGCAUAGAGUGCCGAGUGAAUCCUCUAGGUCCUCACUAUGAAGGAGGACUAGUGGUUAAUCCUGAAUUUCAUGACGGUUUAAAAGGGUGGGAUGUACAUGGAAAUGGGAAAAUCGAAGUGAAAAGAUCAAACACCGGGAACCAGUUCAUCGUAGCGUAUGGUAGAACUCAACCAUCCGAUAGUUUCUCACAGUGGCUAUUUUUGGAGGAAGGUCUUCUUUAUACAUUUUCAGCUUGGGUACAAAUUAAUGAAGGAAGUGAAGCUGUGGUGGCUAAAGUUAAAGUUUUGCAAAAUGAAACGAUGGUUGUGGGCUCUGUUAUAGCUCAAUCCGGCUGCUGGUCUAUGCUAAAAGGCGGUCUCGCUGUCAAUCUCACCAUGCCAGCUGAGCUCUUUUUCGAGAGCGAAAACAGCAGCAGUAUUGAGUUAUGGGUAGAUAAUGUUUCUCUACAACCUUUCACUAAAACUCAAUGGGCUGAGCAACAAUCUCAAAGCAUCAAGAAGAUAAGAAAGAGAGAAGUGAGGUUCCAUGUAUCUGACAAACAAGGGAAGAAACUCGAAGGCAUCAAAAUCACUAUGAAGCAAACAAGGCCUCAUUUUCCACUUGGUUGUGCCCUCGCCUUGACAAUCAUAGACAACAAGGAUUACCAAAAGUGGUUCACCUCACGUUUCAGUUUCACAGCAACAACUUUCGACAAUGAAAUGAAGUGGUAUUUCACCGAGAAAGUACAAGGACAAGAAAACUACACCAUCGCAGAUGCCAUGCUCGCCUUUGCCAAACAGCAUGGGGUCGCAGUGAGAGCCCACAACAUUUUCUGGGACAAUCCAAUUUAUAAUUUGGAUUGGGUUAAAUCUCUAUCGUCAAAAGCACUUCUGAAAGCAGCCAUGACACGAAUGGGCUCAGUAAUGUCAAGGUAUUCAGGCGAAGUGAUUGGAUGGGAUGUGAUGAAUGAGAACUUGCACUUCACAUACUUUGAAGAUAGGCUUGGACCAAAUGCCUCUGCUAUGUUCUACAAGAUAGCACAAGCACUGGAUUACAAGACAACUAUGUUUAUGAAUGAGUAUAAUACUUUGGAGUAUCCAGAGGAUUUGAAAUCCACUCCAUCUCAGUAUUUAAAGAAGAUUAGGCAGAUCAGAUCAUUUCCAGGAUAUGAAGAAAUGGUGGUGGGGAUUGGACUACAAUCUCAUUUUGGCACCCCAAACAUACCUUAUAUGCGCUCGUGCUUGGAUACUUUUGGUGCAGCUAAAAUGCCUAUAUGGAUUACAGAAUUGGAUGUCCAAAGAGGACCAUAUCAGGCCAAGUACUUGGAAGAAAUCAUGAGGGAGGCCUACUCACACCCUGCUGUUGAAGGAAUCAUAGUGUGGUCUGGUUGGAAACCAACUGGAUGCAGCAACAUGUGCUUGACAGACAACAAUUUCACCAACUUGCCAGCAGGAGAUGUUGUUGACAAGCUCAUUCAAGAGUGGAAGACCAAAAAUCUGAAGGGAGAGACUGAUGAGAACGGAGUUUACGAGCAUCAAGUUUUUCUUGGGGAGUACAAUGUGACAGUUUUGGAUCCACGUACUGGUGAGAAUUUGAUGAGGAAGUUGGAGGUGAGUAAUGAGGGGUCUGAACCAUUUGAUGUUUGGAUUACCAUAUGAAUUCAUUAUGGUAGUUUAUUGGAAUAAAUGAAUGAUAAUUAUUAGAUGUUUGGAU
Molecule: messenger RNA, 2088 nt
Organism: Camellia sinensis
Lineage: Eukaryota; Viridiplantae; Streptophyta; Magnoliopsida; Ericales; Theaceae
Product: endo-1,4-beta-xylanase 5-like
Biological process (GO): carbohydrate metabolic process
Molecular function (GO): hydrolase activity, hydrolyzing O-glycosyl compounds
Source: RefSeq, a predicted model, not a curated record